CCUCCGCCUCCUCCUCUGAUGGAGUCGUGGGCCUCGGGCGUGGCGAACAACCGCCGACCGUCUUGCGCGCCCUGUGCCCCUCGCUCAGGCGGGGGCAGGCGGAUCACCAUCUACACCGGCGGCAUACUCUCCUGCGUCGCACUCCGCGACGCCGGCACGUACCCGGGCUACGCCGAGACGGACGAGGACUUCGAGCCGCUGCAGGAGUUCAAUCCCCACAUGUACUUUGGGUCCGUGUCUGGGUCCAUGUACACCAUCUUCAACCUGGCGAUGCUCACGGAGUUUACCGAGUUUGCCCGCGCGAUCUGGAUGAGGCAGCCCGUCAUCCUGUUCUUCUUCGCUGUCUUUGCGUGCACCUGCUGCUUCGGCAUGCAGAGCUUCCUCAUCACGGCCUGCGUCGAGCGCGUGUCCGACGAGGACAAGAAGCAGAAGACUGACAUGGACACCCUCGUCGAGAACAGCAAGCUGUCCACCCUGACAAUGCUCUCCGACGUUUUCUUCGAUAAGGACACCGAGGGGCGGGGCGUCCUGACGCAGGCGCACCUCGACGCGGCGCUGGAGGACGAGGGCGUGCGCACGAUGCUGGAGCGCCUCGACCUGCCGGUGGGCCUGGACGCCGAGGAGCUGUUGCUGCUGCUGGGCGGCUCUGCGGGCGAGGUGCCCCGCGGCCAGUUCACACGCAGCGCCGUGCGCCUCGUGGCGAGCAGCGACAAGCCGUUCGAGUGCCACUGCCUCACCCACUGAGCCUCCACCGCCUCGCGGCGCAGCUCCGCGGCCUGGAGCGGCGCCUGGACGCCGCCGCGGG
Messenger RNA from Prorocentrum cordatum, 805 nucleotides. NCBI's taxonomy places the organism in Eukaryota, Dinophyceae, Prorocentrales, Prorocentraceae. The record is from the annotation of a GenBank genome assembly.